AGGCUCCGCGCCGAGCAGCCCCACGCCCUGGACAAGAUCGUCGUGCUCCCCGGGGACAUCACGGAGCUGGGGCUCGGGCUGAGCCAGGAGCACAGGGCGCUGCUGCAGCGGGAGGUGUCCGUCGUGUACCACGUGGCGGCCUCGGUGCGCUUCGACGACCCCUUCCGGAAGGCCGUGUUCACCAACCUGCGCAGCACGCGCGAGGUCGUGGAGCUGGCCCGCGGCAUGCCGCAGCUCAAGGUCCUGGUGCACGUCUCCACGGCGUACACCAACAUCAACCGCGAUCUGAUUGAGGAGCGGGUGUACGAGCCACACUUGGACUGGAGGCAGGUGAUCCGGAUGGCCGAGCAAACGGACCCAGCCAGCCUGUGGGCAAUGGACUGCCUGGGCCCCAAGCUCCGGGACUUCCACCCGAACUCGUACACCUUCACCAAGGCCCUGGCCGAGAAGCUGAUCGACGACGUGGCCUCCGAGCUGCCCGUCGUACUCGUCCGCCCCUCUAUCGUCACGCCGACCUUCAGGGACCCCUUCCCCGGCUGGGUAGACAACCUCUACGGCCUGGGGGGCGUCUGGGCCGCCGGCUGGAAGGGCCUCAUCCGCGUGACCCCCGGCGACGGCAUCGUCUUCGACACCGUGCCCGCCGACGUGGUCACCAAGACCACCAUCCUGGCGUCCUGGGCGCGCGGCCGCGGCAUCAGUAUAAGGCCGCUCCCCGACGGCGCCGCCCCCAAGGGCGUGGAGGUGGUGAACGCCACCGUGGGAAACGAGAUCGGCUGCUCUCACAGGGACAUGAUGUGGGGCCUAACGGAGGCGGGCCUCGCCAACGACUUGGUCUUCCCCGGUAUGAUCCGGGACCCCAAGUACCAGGUGGUCAGCAACCCGAUCGCCUACGAGCUGCUUAAAUUCUACCACCACAUCCUGUACGGCCUCGUCCUUGACACGGCAGCCAGGAUCACUGGCCGGAAGCCGAGAGCUAUGAAGAUGUACCGAAUUAUAGAGGGGGGCAUGGAGGCGACACUGCCUUUCCAACUGCGCCAAUUCAAGUUCGAGUUGGUGAACCAGCGGCUUCUCCAGAUCCUCAUGCACCCGGCGGACGAGGACGCGUACUGCAUCAUGGAGUUUUUCAGCAUCAGGGACAACCUGGAGAAGUUCAAGCAGGUUGCCCUCGACACGAUGCGCGGCGUGCUCGUGUACGCGCUCAAGGAGGAGGACAGCCCGGACAAGUACAGGCCGCAGCUCGAGAGGCAAGUGACACCACACGGCCUUCGUAUCGCGACAGCUGCUUAUUACCUGACUCUCGCCGUUGUGCGCAGACUGAUGGGCUCCCAGGCCAACUCGUACGUUUUCACCAAGGCCCUCGCCGAGCAGCUCCUGGAGGAGGUCGCAGACGAGCUCCCCGUCGUCAUCACCAGGCCGUCAAUCGUCGUGCCCACCUUCAAGGACCCCAUCCCGGGCUGGAUCGACAACCUGUACGGCCUGUCCGGCUUCUGGGCCGGCGGCUUCAAGGGCCUCAUGAGGAUAGUGCCCUGCAAGGACUUGGUCUUCAACAGCGUCCCCGCCGACGUGGCUACCAAGAACACCGUGCUCGCGUCGUGGCAUAAGGGCAUCGGACGCUCCUUCCCGCGGCCUGCCGCCCAGGCUGACGCCGCUCCCGCCCCGGCUGACGCUGCCCCCGUCGCCGACGUCGUGAACGUGGUCAUCAUGAAGGACUCGGGCGUGUCGUUCACCGACAUGUCGUGGGUCGUGUCCGAGGCCGGGCUGGGCCGCAUCGUGCCGUUCCCGGGCGCGAUCCGGCCGCCCAAGUUCGAGAACACUCCCUGCCACACCUGGUACCUGCUGCAGGCGUGGUACCACCACUACCUGUUCGGCUUCAUCCUCGACAUGCUGUCCAGGGCGGCGGGAAUCAAGCCCAGGGUCCUCGGCAUCUACAGGACGGUCGUCGUGGCGCUGGACGCGACCCAAUCGUUUUGGAAGCAGUUCGACUUCGACAACGACAACCUGAGAGAGCUGCAGACCAUGAUGCACCCGGACGACGAGAGGGACUACUGCAUCAUGGACCUGAUGUCGAGCAGGGACUCCAAGGAGGCGCUGCGAGCCGUGUCGAUACCCUGCGUCCGCGGCAUCCUCAAGUACACCCUGAAGGAGGAGGACAAUCCGGAGAAGAACUGGAAAAUGAUAGAGAGGCUGAAGUGGGUGAUGGCCGUUUACCAUACGGCGAUGGGACUCGCGUUCUGCGGCCUUGUGUACAGUCUGACCCCGCGCGUCUUCUGAGAUGACGUCGUGAUCUGCAGAGGAGCUCCUGAUCUUUGUAAAAAAAGUGCAACCAGACAAACAGUUAGAGAUCAUAAUUUAUUAAACCAUCAACAACAACA
Messenger RNA from Frankliniella occidentalis (western flower thrips), 2372 nucleotides. RefSeq names its product fatty acyl-CoA reductase wat-like. Gene Ontology annotation, cellular component: peroxisome. The record is from RefSeq and is a predicted model, not a curated record. The transcript is spliced from 10 exons. Gene Ontology annotation, biological process: long-chain fatty-acyl-CoA metabolic process. Gene Ontology annotation, molecular function: alcohol-forming very long-chain fatty acyl-CoA reductase (NADP+) activity. The annotation marks the transcript as partial. NCBI's taxonomy places the organism in Eukaryota, Metazoa, Arthropoda, Insecta, Thysanoptera, Thripidae.